AUGCUCGUCCGCAAUCAUUACAGAGAAGGAACCAGCGCAGAAGACAUCGAGCCUAAAAUAUCCUUUGUGCUGGUAGCACGAGAGUUCAUCCAGAUAACGGUUUGGGUUCUGGAGUGUUUCGAGUCAGUCUUUAAAAGGGUGGCUCUCAACGGCCUCAGCGUUGGCCUGGCUGUACCUCAACAUGUAUGGCGGAUAAAUUUGGAUACCCCAGAGGAGGCUCAUCAAAAUCUCUCUUUUGGUGCUGCGGAUCGCUGGUGGGAGCAAGUAGAUCUGACCAAGUUGAUUUUAGCCUCAAACAAACUGCAGUGUCUUUCAGAGGAUGUCAAACUUCUGCCUGCGCUCACUGUGCUCGAUGUACAUGAUAAUCAGCUGACAUCUCUUCCUUCUGCUUUGGGACAUUUAGAAAAUCUUCAGAAACUUGAUGUCAGCCACAACAAACUGAAAACUAUCCCAGAAGAGUUGAUGCAGUUGACACACUUGAGGAGCCUCCUUCUUCAUCACAAUGAACUGAGUCAUCUGCCGGAUGGAUUUGGGCAGCUUGUCAAUUUAGAAGAAUUAGAUCUUUCCAGCAACCAUCUUACAGACAUUCCAGCAAGUUUUGCUUCGCUCAUUAACGUAGUGCGACUCAGCGUGGCUUACAAUCAGCUCAGGAACCUGCCUGUAGAUAUCAGUGCAAUGAAAAGCUUAAGACAACUGGAUUGUACUAAAAACUACCUGGAAACUGUACCUUCUGAAUUGGCGAGUAUGGCAUCCUUGGAACAACUUUAUCUAAGAAAAAAUAAAUUACGUUACUUACCAGAAUUUCCUUCAUGUAAAUUACUGAAGGAAUUACAUGCUGGUGAAAAUCAGAUUGAAAUUUUAAACGCUGAGAAUCUUAAGCACCUGAAUUCUCUCUCUGUAUUGGAACUUAGAGAUAACAAGAUAAAAUCAGUUCCUGAUGAAAUUACUGUGCUUCAGAAGUUGGAACGACUUGACCUAGCCAACAAUGAUAUCAGUAGGUUGCCUUAUACAUUGGGGAACCUUCCUCAGCUGAAAUUCCUGGCAUUAGAGGGCAAUCCGCUGAGAACCAUUCGAAGAGACCUUCUGCAAAAAGGAACCCAAGAACUUCUGAAAUACCUAAGAAGCAAAAUUCAAGAUGAUGUAACUAGCCCAAAUGAAGAGCCUCCUGUGACAGCCAUGACUCUUCCGAGUGAGUCAAGGAUAAACAUGCAUGCCAUAACUUCACUAAAAUUAUUGGAAUAUAGUGAGAAGCAGGCAACUGUGAUUCCUGAUGACAUGUUUGAUGUAGUCAGAAGCAAUCCUGUCACCACUGUCAACUUCAGCAAAAAUCAGCUGAAUGAAAUUCCUGCAAGGAUUGUGGAGCUGAAAGACUCAGUUUGUGAUGUCAACCUUGGCUUCAAUAAACUCUCAUCUAUUUCCUUGGAGCUUUGCAUGCUUCAUAAAUUGACACAUUUGGAUAUCAGAAAUAAUUUUUUGACAUCUUUACCUGAGGAGAUGGAGGCACUGACAAGACUGCAAAUAAUAAAUCUUUCCUUUAAUAGAUUUAAAGUGUUUCCCAGCGUCCUUUAUCACCUCCUAACACUGGAGACUAUCCUGCUCAGUAACAAUCAGGUUGGGUCCGUAGAUCCUCUGCAGUUGCAGAAGAUGGACAAGCUUGGAACGCUGGACCUGCAGAACAACGACCUUCUCCAGGUGCCACCAGAACUUGGAAACUGUGAAACUCUGAGGACGCUUCUGUUAGAAGGAAAUCCAUUCCGUAUUCCCCGAGCAGCCAUUUUGGCAAAGGGAACAGCUGCGGUGCUAGAAUAUCUAAGAAGCCGAAUUCCUACUUAAUACAAUAGUUUGUUUCCCUGUUAGGCUUGUGAAUCAAUCUCUUCAUCUGGCUGCUGCCAUAAAGCAUGUAUAGUACUGUUAAUAGCUUGUAUGUUAAAAAGGAACUCACCCAUGAAGUGUUUUUCCCCCAAGGUUGCAUGUUUCAACAUUGUUUUAAAAUCCCACAAUAUAUUUGUUUACACUUUUUGUAAUAAAGGAUGAUGUUGAAAGCUGGCUUCCAUAAUAAUGACAGUGUUUUUUCUAUAAUUAAGCUAAUUUUUAAAAGAAUUAGAAACACCAAAGUAUUUGAGCAUAAGGCAGGAAUUAACUUUCUGAUUUUUGUAUGCCUCUUUUAUAAAUAUUUGUUACGUAACCUUCUCUAAAGUUUUUGGUUUCUUAGCUGUUGCCUCAAACAAUUUUGAAAUUGGAUUGCCUCAAACACAUUACUGGUCUGUCUGUGAUAAAGUGCUUGAAACCUCAAACUGCGUGAUUAUGGUACAAAUACAGUAUGAAACGUACUACAAACUGCAUGCAUGGCUUAUGUAAAAGUCAUCCAGCUGUGGGUGACGUUGGUGGCUGCACUGAAACAAUAAAUGUUUCCUGUUGGA
Molecule: messenger RNA, 2420 nt
Organism: Struthio camelus australis
Lineage: Eukaryota; Metazoa; Chordata; Aves; Struthioniformes; Struthionidae
Source: RefSeq, a predicted model, not a curated record